Messenger RNA from Nerophis lumbriciformis (worm pipefish), 7675 nucleotides. RefSeq names its product alsin-like. Gene Ontology annotation, cellular component: cytoplasm; intracellular membrane-bounded organelle; centrosome. Lineage: Eukaryota; Metazoa; Chordata; Actinopteri; Syngnathiformes; Syngnathidae. Gene Ontology annotation, biological process: regulation of GTPase activity; endosomal transport. Gene Ontology annotation, molecular function: guanyl-nucleotide exchange factor activity; small GTPase binding. The record is from RefSeq and is a predicted model, not a curated record.
CACGCAACUGUCAAGGAAACUUCUGCUUCUCACUCCGCUGCACUGAUUUAAAUCCGCACACUUAACUUUACUCACCGCUUCUAUAACCACAGCCGAAAAAGGAUCUAUUUAAGUCGGGUUUUUCUCCCCAAAAGCUGCCACUUCGUACCAAGUUGACUUCUAUAGUCGCAACACAAAACCCCCUAAAACCCACAGACUGACCGUGAUGGUGUCCGAACAGAACAGAAGGUUCACUUGUCUCCUGCACAUCCACACUUUCCUGGGAGUGAAGUGAUUAGGACCUUUAGAGAAACGUCGGUGAAGAUGUCUUUCUUGUCUUUUGGAAUGGAGAUUCUGAAGUGAUGGAGAACAAAGAGCACAGCGGUCUUGCAGAAGAGCAGGACACCGUACCUCCUCAGCGAGGACUUCUCCACAUUUGGCAGUCAGGGGGACCCAGUGAGCCUCUUUGCCCAGAAAGAGUGUGUCUUCCCCAGUGUGUCCUGCAGGUGGCCCUGGGAGAACACCAUGGACUCCUGCUGGCACAGGGUGGUCAGGUGUACUCCUUUGGAGAGCUGCUCUGGAGGGGCCUUAGCGUUCCAGUGUCAACCCCAGUGUUGGAGGUCUCCCUACAAGGGACGACGGUGGUCCGCGUGGCCUCCGGUGGUUUCCAUUGCGGAGCGCUGAGUGAGCAGGGCAGCGUCUACAUGUGGGGGGAGAACACUGCUGGACAGUGUGGGCCGACUGAGGGUGGCACAGACUCAAAUCUUACUGUUGCAGAACCGUACCCGCUGGCUGUGGUGGACAAUGAAGUGGUUCCUCCCGCGGUGGUUCGCGUUGUGGACCUGGCGUGCGGACGGGAGCACAGCCUGGCACUCUCAGCCCAGAAUGAGCUGUGGGCUUGGGGCAGCGGCUGUCAGCUGGGCCUGGUCACCAGCAACUUUCCUGUCUGGAAACCACAAAAGGUGGAGCACUUGGCAGGCAGACAUGUGAUUCAGGUAGCUUGUGGGGCUUACCACAGCCUGGCUCUGGUCCGUAGUUUGCAUCCCCAAAACUCCAAUGCACAUAAACCUCGAGAGAAGCGGUCCGCAUCACACCUGUCGCUGACGAAGAAAGACGAAUCGUUCUCUGUUGACGACGCACACUACUGUCCGCUGGGGGUGGAGCUAACUGAAAGCAUGUCAGCGGAGACUUCAGCCAGAAGACGCUCCAAACAAAGGUUUCAACCAGCUGGCGGGAGCCAUAGAUAUCAAACAGUUUUAUUUCCAUACACUUACAGCAUAUCUAACAACAAAGAGAAUGUUGGAAAAUCUGAGCCCGAUGGACAAGAUGACCCUAUAACCCAGACGGACAGCUGCACUACAUCAUACCCACUGCCAGGCUUGACAGAUAAAAAGAAACGUGCUUUCCCUAAUGAGCUGGAGCUUCAGAACCUUCUCCAAAAACUCUCCGGUCACUCAUUAGAGAUGCAAAAUAGCAGCGGGCUCGGCGAUAGCGACUCACUGAGCAGCCAGACCUCAGAUGACAGCUGUGUCUCCUCAACUCCUUUCAACGACCAGCUAUCCGCCGCCUAUACAAAUGAGGCGACAGUUUGUGAGGGGGUCAGAUCCUCCACUCCAAUGGGCUUGGAAGAGUUGUCCCUGCAGAAGAAGAAGAAGUCACUGCAAGGAUACAAGAGCUCCAGUCUCACAGACUUAAGCCGGGACGGGAAAACCGGAACGAGGCGAAGCUCCUUACCUGGAACAGCAACCCAUAAAACCCCAUCCAGACCGCACCUUUAUGGCUGCAAGUCAUCCUCUUCUAGCCCGAUCCUCAAUUCAGCAACCGAGGAGGGUUUCCCCACGCUGGAGACGGAGGUGUGGAGCUGGGGCAGAGGCUCUGAGGGGCAACUGGGCCACGGAGAUCAACUGGCCAGACUCCAGCCUCUUUGUAUUAAGUGUCUGACAGGCGAGGAAGUGAUCAAAGUUGCAGCAGGAUCCCACCAUUCACUGGCUCUCACCGCACAAUGCCAGGUGUACUCUUGGGGCAGCAACAUGUGUGGACAGCUUGGCCAUGUCAACAGUCCUGUUACUGUCCCGCAGCAGACCAAGUUGUGGGACGAUCUUCGGGCCUGGGAUGUGUCAGCGGGCCAGAGCCACUCUCUGGUCCUGGCUGACGGAGACCUUGUGGAGCCUGUCCUGUUGUACUGCGGACAGCAGCAGGAGCCGAGGCGGGAGCCCAGUGAGGCGUCGUGCCAGAGCAAGCGGCCGUGCCAGAGGUCGCCCAGCAGGGCGGAGAAUUAUACAGUCAGACCCACUUUGCUGCCUUUCUGCGUGGAGAUGGGUUACAUCAGCAAUGUGUCCAGUGGUGGCCAGAGGUGUGCGCUGCUGGCAAACCGCAACGUCACGUGUGUCAUCUCAGCCGUGCACGAACUGGCGUUCGUGGAGAGGAAGUUUUACUGCUGGUUGAGCAGCGUCAAGAAGCUGCUUCUCACACCGCUCUACAACAAAGAGAGUGCGCGGCCCUCCCUUGGUGAGACGUGCUCUCGCCUCUUCCUUUCCCUCUGUGGGACCUUUAAUCAUCUGAGCGUCCUGAUUGGUCAACACUCAACAUGGCUCAGCCGCUCUGUGCACGAGGUGCAAUGCCAUGACGUCACUUCCCUUCACCUGCUCGUCCACACUCAGCACUUCCUGGACAUCUAUACUGCAUAUUGCACGGCUGUAGGUGACUUCCAGGUCAUGGGGGGAUUUCAGUCGCUCCAUAAGCUCUCGCUUGAGUUUUUAGGUUCCCAGCAGACCAAACUCGCAGAGCUUGAUGAAUCCGACCCAUCAGUCAGAGGCGCGGUCGAUCUGGGUUCCUUGUUGUACUGGCCUCUGCAGCACCUCCACCAGUACAGCCAAGUUCUGCUUAAACUGGAAGCCUGUUACGAUGUGCUCACAACAGAGUAUCAGUCCCUCCAUCAUAGCUGUAUGCAGUUUGAAAGCCUCUCUAGGUUUCUGCUGAGAAGGAAGAAGGAGGCAGAAGUCACUUUCCUCUUCUGGAAGACUCAUUCCGGAAAAAACACUGAGGGUCUGCGUCUCCCACAGCGUCGAGUUUUAUGUGAAAGCAGCAACAGAACUCUGACCCUGCAGGGUGCUGGGCGCUUCUCCAACCACUGGUUCAUCCUGUUCAACGAUGCCCUGGUUCACAUCCAGCGCGCCAUUCCCUCUCAGAGCCUCUUCUCCACUCAUCAUGUCUACCCUCUGAACUGCUUGUGGGUGAAACCACUCCCUGAAAACGACAGUGGAUGCUAUGCCAUCAAAAUUACAUGUCCAGAAGAAACCUUCACCCUGGUGGCUUCAACGCCAGAAGAGAAGAACAAGUGGCUUCAUUUUCUCCAUCAAGAGGUGGAUGGGCUGCUGGCUGGCGGAGGUCGGGGGUCACCGCCAGGAAUAACAGCAGUGUCCCGCACGGCGUCCUAUACAUUCACAGGAGAAGGAAGGUUGAAAGACGGCCAGUAUACUGGGAGCUGGCAUGCUGGACGUAUUCACGGCCGAGGAACUAUGAGAUGGCCGUCUGGACAGACGUACACCGGGAACUUUAAAAAUGGACUGGAGGAUGGAUACGGGGAGUGUAUAAUUCCAGACAAACUGCUGAAUAAAGCAGGUUGCUACCAGGGACACUGGCGGGAUGGCAAGAUCCACGGCUUUGGCAUCUACAGAUACGCCUCAGGCGACGUUUACGAGGGCUGCUUCAGCGAUGGCCAGCGCCAUGGCUACGGCAUGCUGAGCUCUGGGAAGAUGGACAAGACUUCUUCGGGUGUUUUCAUCGGUCAGUGGGUCUACGACAAGAAGACGGGAUAUGGCGUUUAUGAUGACAUCACCAGGGGCGAGAAGUACAUGGGAAUGUGGCUGGAUGAUGAGAGGCAUGGGAGGGCCUUGGUGGUGACUCAGUACGGCGUGUACUAUGAAGGACACUUCAGGGAAAACAAGAUGAGUGGUCUAGGUCUGCUGGUAUCAGAUGAUGACACUGCUUUCCAUGGGGAGUUCUCUGAAGACUGGACUGUCAACGGGAAGGGUGUGUUAUCCCUCGCCAACGGUGACUCUAUCGAAGGCCAUUUCAGUGGCGAGUGGAAUGCAGGUCUCAAGGUGACUGGAACUUACACCAAACUAGCCGCUGAUGAGCCCGAGGACAAAGACAGAGACCACUUUUUCAGGUUGGGUCAGCAUGUAGUGGCCGCAGGUGAGCGGUGGGUGUGUGUCUUUGACGAAUGCUGGAGGCGACUGGGCUGUGACGUCGCCGCCAGAGGAGACAGGACGACAGCCUGGGAAAACAUCGCCGUUUCCAUCGCCAGUGGACGCCAACACAGUCCGCACCUCAGCAGGUCUCAGAGCAAAGUGUUGGAGGGUUUGGAGUGCAUCCCCCAGCAUGGAGAAGCGGUCACGGUCAAGAACUACAACAACAUACAAAGAUACCUCACAAAGGCGUGUGAAACCCCGAUCCACCCUCUGGGCUGGCUGGUAGAGACUUUGGUGACCGUCUACAGGAUGACCUACGUGGGCGUGGGAUCCAACCGCAGACUGCUAAGGGAGGCUGUAAAGGAGCUGCAGGCCUACCUCCAACACUUCUACUGCAUCGUCAGGUUCCUGUUUCCUGGACUACCAGAAGAUGGCGGCAUCCUGCCAGAAACUCCAAUAUCUCCAUGUAAAAUCAGAUACAGCUCAAGUUCAAUGGAAGAAAGUUUUGUCACAGUAGUGAGCAGCUCCUCUCUGCUCCUCCCACGGCUGCUGCCACAACUCUACCCCCCUCUCUUCAUGCUCUACUGCCUACAUGACGAGCAGCAGGAGGUGCAGUACUGGGAGCGCAUCCUGCGCCUCAACAAGCAGCCCGAUCACUCCCUGCUCCGCUUCCUGGGCGUACAGGAAAAGUUCUGGCCCAAGUUCAUAACAGUUCUUGGAGAGACAAUCAAGAUUGGACCCAGCAGUAAAGAUGUCUGCUUUGUCUGCGCUGUGGAGACACUUCAACAAAUAAGCACCACUUUUACACCUUCUGAUAAACUGCUGGUCAUCCAGAGGACUUUUGAGGAGCUGACACAGGAAAUCAAACCAAUGCAGGAUGGCGACUUCCUGUGGUGUAUGGAUGACCUGCUCCCUCUCUUCCUCUACAUCGUGCUCAGGGCCAGCAUCAGGAACCUGGGAGCAGAAGUGAGUCUGAUAGAAGAUAUGAUGGAUCCUAAUGUGCAGCAUGGAGAGCUGGGACUGAUGUUCACCACACUCAAGGCUUGCUACAUUCAGAUCCAGCUGGAGUCCACCACGUAGAGCGGGAAGGACAACCCUCCCCAUCGUUGUCACCUGUAACAUGUAAUACUACUAACAAGUGUGUGUCAGCACUCCUCCACACACACACACACACACACACACACACACACACACACUGUAUAUUAACAAUAAUGUAUUCGAGCUCUUUGGUCUUUCCUUGAGGUGUGACCAUAGGGACAAUGUGUAAUAUAUAUAGUGUGUGUUCUCAGGGACUAAGAUGUAUAUUAGACACGUCACAUGUAUGUUCCAUAGCAGUUAGCACACGCUAACACCUGUUAGCUCACACACUGUUAGCGUUUUAUGCCUUCAAAUGCAACAUCAGCACUUUGCAAGAAUGAUGACGAACAAAAACCAGCACAUUGAUCACUUUGUGGCCACGUGUUCAAACGCAGACCAGAGGAGUCUUGUUGACUUUUUAGACAACCUGGGAGGACUUUCAAGUACAUUUCACACACCUAACUUUAUCAUGUCAUCUUCACACCUCUAACUUUAUCAUGUCAUCUUCACACGUCUAACUUUAUCACGUCAUCUUCACACACCUAACUUUAUCACAUCUUCACACACAUGUAACUUUAUCAUGUCAUCUUCACACGUCUAACUUUAUCACGUCAUCUUCACACCUAACUUUAUCAUGUCAUCUUCACACACAUGUAACUUUAUCAUGUCAUCUUCACACGUCUAACUUUAUCACGUCAUCUUCACACACCUAAUUUCAUGUAAUCUUCACACGUCUAACUUUAUCACGUCAUCUUCACACCUCUAACUUUAUCAUGUCAUCUUCACACACAUGUAACUUUAUCAUGUCAUCUUCACACGUCUAACUUCAUCACGUCAUCUUCACACACCUAACUUUAUCACAUCUUCACACACAUGUAACUUUAUCAUGUCAUCUUUACACGUCUAACUUUAUCACGUCAUCUUCACACACAUGUAACUAUCAUGUCACCUUCACACGUCUAACUUUAUCACGUCAUCUUCACACACCUAACUUUAUCACAUCUUCACACACAUGUAACUUUAUCACGUCAGCUUCACACCUCUAACUUUAUCAUGUCAUCUUCACACACAUGUAACUUUAUCAUGUCAUCUUCACACGUCUAACUUUAUCACGUCAUCUUCACACACCUAAUUUUAUCACAUCUUCACACACAUGUAACUUUAUCAUGUCAUCUUCACACGUCUAACUUUAUCACGUCAUCUUCACACCUAACUUUAUCAUGUCAUCUUCACACACAUGUAACUUUAUCAUGCCAUCUUCACAUGUCUAACUUUAUCACGUCAUCUUCACACCUCUAACUUUAUCAUGUCAUCUUCACACACAUGUAACUUUAUCAUGUCAUCUUUACACGUCUAACUUUAUCACGUCAUCUUCACACACCUAACUUUAUCAUGUCAUCUUCACACACAUGUAACUUUAUCAUGUCAUCUUCACACGUCUAACUUUAUCACGUCAUCUUCACACACCUAAUUUUAUCACAUCUUCACACACAUGUAACUUUAUCAUGUCAUCUUCACAUGUCUAACUUUAUCACGUCAUCUUCACACCUCUAACUUUAUCAUGUCAUCUUCACACACAUGUAACUUUAUCAUGUCAUCUUCACACGUCUAACUUUAUCACGUCAUCUUCACACGUCUAACUUUAUCACGUCGUCUUCACACCUCUAACUUUAUCAUGUCAUCUUCACACACAUGUAACUUUAUCAUGUCAUCUUCACACGUCUAACUUUAUCACGUCAUCUUCACACACCUAACUUUAUCACAUCUUCACACACAUGUAACUUUAUCAUGUCAUCUUCACACAUCUAACUUCAUCACGUCAUCUUCACACCUCUAACUUUUUCAUGUCAUCUUCACACACAUGUAACUUUAUCACGUCAUCUUCACACACCUAACUUUAUCACAUCUUCACACGUCUAACUUUAUCAUAUCAUCUUCACACGGCUGGCUUUUUAACGACGAGCACAGCAGAAGACAAAGUUUGCAGGGACCAAUCAGAGCCAAGUACUUGAAUGUCACGUGUUGUUUUACUCCUUUUACAUCCAACACUGAGACUACCACACUUCUAGUCAAAUGAUUGUGUUUGAUGCAUUCUCACCAGUUGUUUGUCACCACUUGAUUUUUUUUAUUGAAAGACUACUCUCUAAUAAAUAUGACAGGGAAGUCGCUAAGUUGGCAACACUGAUCCCUCUUGCUACGUCUUCUUAUUCUCCGUCAUUCACAAUGUUGCAUUUCUUGUUUUCCACGCCGUAAAAACACAACUUUACUGCAUUUUGUUCCUCAUCACUAGUUGUUUUUUUUGUUCAAAGACAGUCUUACGGCAUGAAUUAUGUACCGAAGUGUUUGAAUCUGCUGAGUUCUCCAACCUCUUAAGGCCCAAGCUGUUUGUUUACAUGCUUUUUUUUAUUUAUUUUUGCUGUUUGGGC